Messenger RNA from Girardinichthys multiradiatus, 778 nucleotides. Its product is annotated as galectin-1-like. Lineage: Eukaryota; Metazoa; Chordata; Actinopteri; Cyprinodontiformes; Goodeidae. Bases 190 to 597 code for a protein of 135 amino acids. The record is from RefSeq and is a predicted model, not a curated record. Gene Ontology annotation, molecular function: carbohydrate binding. The transcript has 5 exons.
CACCUCCACCUUUGUUUUUCCUUUCACCGUUUUCCCGUUCACACCUGUGAUUUCAUCACCUGCAGCCAGCGUCCCAUCCAGAGCAGCUGGAGUGUUAUCAAACACCUGGAAGACGAAAGCACCCACUAUAACCGGAAGAGACACACGGCGUACAAGGACUGUCUUUUGGCUUAUGUCACAGGACCCAGUAUGAGUAUGGAACUUGAACUGAAGAAUGUGAACUUGAGACCUGGAGACAAACUGAAAGUAAAGGGGGAAAUUUUGCAUGAUGCUGAGAGGUUCCAGAUUGACCUGGGUUUGAGCUCAGAUGACCUGGCAUUGCACUUUAACCCCCGUUUCCACGAUGAUGCAGAUGGAAUGGUCCUAGUGUGCAACUCAAAGACAGCAGGUUGCUGGGGCGAUGAAAAGAGGGAAAUACACAACCCUCUGCAGAGGGGCAGUGAUGUGAAGAUCGUGUUGAAACUCUCUGGAGAUGUGUUUGAGGUGGAACUUCCUGAUGGACAGGAAAUCCAGUUUCCUAAUCGUGCAGAUACGGAUGUCGUCACCUAUAUCCGAGUGGCGGGGGAUUUCAAACUUACAAGCUUCAAGAUCUUCUGAAGCUUGUAACACAAAUUCAGAGUGGUUUAAAUAACCAGAAUAAAAAAUGAAUCAAACCAAUGUUGUUAGAAACACACUGUUACUGUACAAGGUAGCUCAUGAAUCUUGAAGUACCCUGUUGUGUAUUGUGUUCAGAUUAAAUAAAUUUUGUUUUUUGACCACUAAAAGAUUGAAAUCUUAA